Hypanus sabinus (Atlantic stingray) is the source of this 1641-nucleotide messenger RNA. RefSeq names its product NACHT, LRR and PYD domains-containing protein 3-like. The coding region runs from base 650 to 1381 and encodes 243 amino acids. The transcript is spliced from 6 exons. The record is from RefSeq and is a predicted model, not a curated record. Gene Ontology annotation, cellular component: cytoplasm. NCBI's taxonomy places the organism in Eukaryota, Metazoa, Chordata, Chondrichthyes, Myliobatiformes, Dasyatidae. Gene Ontology annotation, molecular function: protein binding.
UGGUCGUGUUUCUCGCUGCCUUUAACACGUCCAUUGACAAUGUUCCUUCUCACUGUUACUGACACCCAGACCGACACUGACUGCAGCAGGUGGGUCAGAGAUUCACACUCCCUUCCCGGUGAGGGACAAGAGACCGUCCUCAGACUGUCCCAGUGAGAAGGAAAGAAAUACCAUUGUGAGAUUGUCCUCCCCUGCCCUUCCCCGUGUGUGACUAUCACCAUCACUCCACCUGUGUGACUGUGCUCACUACCAGAUACCCAGACCCCAUGGACAAAUCUUCUCUCCCGACUGUGGGCCUCAGUUCAGACCCACCUCUUCCAUGCAAUCUUUUUCUGUAUCCUCUCGUCUUGUAGGAUUAACUUUUCACAUCCUCCUUCCUCCUGUGGGAUCUCUCUUCCAAUCGAGUUUUCCUCAGGUGCGGUCUCUUCCACCAUUCCCAUCGACAGUCUCCCAGUCAUAAAUUUUCCACACUGUGGGACUUUCUUCCAUCAUUCCUCCCUGCUGCUUCUGAUGCUCUCAGGCCAAUAACACUUCUCUAACCGUCAGAAAUGAGACAGAAUAUGUGUAUUUUACAGGAUUACACCAACAGAUUAAAUUACUGAUACUCGGUGAAUACCCUGGAGCUGGGCAGAGAGGGACGUUGACAGUGAUGGGAACACUGAUCAGUGAUUUACUGAAGGCAAUCUGUCUGUUUGUGUUUAGACUUGCGGGGAAUGAACUGGGAGAUUCAGGAGUGAAACUGGUGUCUGUGGCUCUGAGUAACCCGGAGUGUAAAAUACAGAGACUGGGGUUGGACAAUAUCGAUCUCACAGUUUCUGGUGCCGAGAAUCUUGCCUCUGCUCUCAAAACAAACCGAUCACUGAUGGAUCUGUACAUGGGUCAUAAUAAACUGGGAGAUUCAGGAGUAAAACAGGUGUUUGUGGCUCUGAGGAACCCGGAGUGUAAAAUACAGAAACUGGGGCUGAGAGAUAACAGUCUCACAGAUUCUGGUGUCGAGGAUCUCGUCGCCGCUCUCAGUACAAACCCAUCACUGACGGAGCUGGACCUGAGUGAAAAUAAACUGGGAGAUUCAGGAGUGAAACUGGUUUCUGCGGCUCUGAGGAACCCAGAGUGUAAAAUACAGAAACUGCUUCUGUACAAUGUCGGUCUCAGGGAUUCUGGCGCCGAGGAUCUCGCCUUCGCUCUCAUUACAAACUCAUCACAAACAGGUGCUGGACCUGGGAUUAAACUCGCUCACAGACAGAUCUGUCCCGGCUCUCCGCCGCGUCAUACUGACCCUCCCGAGUCUGGGGCGGAUCGGGCUGCACUGGAAUCGGUACAGUCCAACAGGAGAGAGGGAACUGAGAUCUCUGCAGGAACCCAGACCAGGACUGAGAGUUGAGUUGUGAAGAUCUGAAUGUGUGAACAUCCCUGCUCGCUGGAUGAGGACAUGUUGGCCGAUUUCCUGCAAUACACGUUUAAUUUCUAACUGUUCUAACAGAUCCUGGCUUCAGCCGAGCUCUCUGUGAUCUCAGAGGCAGUGCCGCAGUGACAUGAUUCCGUGUCCUAUCUAGUUCAAACAUUCCUUAAUUUACAUUUGUCAUGAUGAAAUCAAUAAACUGCUGUAACUUCCUGCAUUGGUGUCGGACCUGAGUCUCACUA